Molecule: messenger RNA, 6533 nt
Organism: Alligator sinensis (Chinese alligator)
Lineage: Eukaryota; Metazoa; Chordata; Crocodylia; Alligatoridae
Gene: REP15
Product: RAB15 effector protein
Biological process (GO): receptor recycling
Source: RefSeq, a predicted model, not a curated record
GAAUUUUUAUUUUGUGACAUAAGGUGAUGAAAAUUCAAUGUUGUGGGGUUUUUUUUUUUGUAAAGAGAUGAUCCAAUUUUGAAAGCCAGCUAGUUACUGGAAAAGUCAGACUGACCUUUAAACUGUUUGUUUUCUUUCCUUUUUCCCCUUUCUUUCUUUUUGCUAACCAUUUUUAGCUUAUGUUUCUACAUUUGGGAUGAAACUGUUAUGAAAUGUAUUUUUCCUUGCAUCACUUUUCUAAUCUGCAAUAUCUUAUUUUUUUCCUAACAGCAGCAGCAAUAAGAUUUUAAUAGUUUUAGGUUUUUAAAAAUAUUCUUGAAAGUUUCAGCUUGAAAUUGAGCACUGUCAUAUGCAUAUGGGAAGGGAUGUUUCCAUGCUGUGAACAUAACAAAAAGCUUAUAUAAAUAAAUGUAUCAGAAAUAUAUUGUAUUAAGCCUAAGGUGGGGUUUUUCCUCAAAAAAGUGAAAAAACCAAAACACACACGUUGCCUAAUAUUUAUGCCUAUUAAAAGCACAACUCCUUUCCACUUUGAAAUAAAUUUCUAACUAGCCAGUGAAAAUCUUUUGUCAGACUUUCUACAGACCACAAUGUUUUAGCCACAAAAACAAAGGUAACUCUGUUAAAAUUAUUGUUAUGGUGUAUGAAUGUUGCAGGCAUUUUAGCAAAAUGGCAUGAAAUUUCAUUGUUUGCCAAGGGAAAACUUCAGCUAGAAUUUUUACUUGCAAUGUUUCACAUUAACAAAGUAUUUGAUCAUUCAUUUCAUCACAGUUCUUGUUGCAAACAUUGGAAAAGACAAAAAGGACCCUGUUUUAGGGAUGCUUAUACAAUGUAAUACAUGUCAGAUUUAUGACUUGUGCUUGUGCCACAGAAGCUGGGAAAGCAGUAAAGACUUUUACAGCAGUUUUAAAUGAUUUCUACUUCUUACCAGUUGUUGGGAUAGAUUUGAGACUGACAUUUAUCAGUGUAACCCGAUGUCAAUAUUUAUUUACAACUAUAAUAAAGUUGGUAAAAACCAGUGUUGUAUUGAACUCUGCCAUUCCAUUCUUAAUAAAGGCCAGGCCAAGUAAAUAAUCCAUAAUGAAUAAUUUGUUCAGAAAAGAAUGCUUUUCUGUGCCAGCUGUCCACAAAAAAUCAGGACUUAUUCCUUAUUCAAAGUUACUUACUCCUGAUGGAAUAAUAUCUGCUUAAUAGUUGUGGGUCUAUUGCUUGCUUACCAGACAUUUGUUGCAACUAAUUGAAAUUUGAGCUGUUCUGAUGGGAUAGAUAAAUGCUAAACUUCUCUUCCUUGGUUGGCUAAGAAUAAUGCUUAGAACCAGGUUUUCAGUGUGAACUCUUGUAAUUAUGAAUUCAAAGUUUGCUUUCUGUGAAUGUUGUGCAGUGUAAUAUGUACUGAAUGGUGACCCACCUGGCCCACUAACAGCCUGGACUGUGUUACACAAUGCAUUAUAAAAACCCAGUAAAACUUGAUUCCUGGCCCUUGUACCAAUAUUUACUUAAAAGUCAGUUGUUGCAAACACUUCCCAGUGAAAACAGUUGCUAUAAAAUGAUCAACAGAAAGGCCUCCCAAAAGACAUGCAUAUUUAGAUAUUCACAGAUUUAUUUUUUUUAACUCAACCCUAUGAAUACACACAUCAACUAUUUUAGGCAUGUUUCUUUUGAAUGUAAAUAAAAUUCUGCUCCAAAAGCAUCCUUUUUCCAUCAGUAUGCUGGCUUUCUAGGUAAUAUGGAUGCUGUUACAACCAUGCUUUCUAGGGUGCCUACAGACCUUUAGGGCCCUGCUCUAAUACCUGGCACUUUACAGAAAGCACCAUGAGUUAGAAUGCUCCUGCCCCAAAAGAGGUUUAUCUGUUGGGAUGGGGGUGGGGAGGGGAGGCCCUCUAGAGCCUGCCUGCACCUGCCCUGCCAGCAGGUGUGGGCACUCCAGCAGCCUCCAGGGAGGCUGCCAAGCUGUCCUUCUCCCCAGCCCUGCCCCACCCACCCCCAGUUCUGGGGCUGUCAGUGGGGGAGGGAAAGGGAGCAGCGUGGAGCUGCCAGCUGCUUUCCCUGGCCAGAGCUGGAGGGGAGGUGGCAGGUGGAAUGGACCCUCCUUGCCUCAGGCUCCCCACCCCCAGCUACCCCAGCUGAGGUAUUGAAGGGAGUUGGACCAGGCCUGUGUGGGGGGGGUGUCUCCCUUCCCACAAUACCUACCUGGGCCUCUUGACAGUGGCAGCAUGGAACUGCCAGCUACUUUGCAUAUAGUAAAGUAUAUGCAAAGUAUACUCCCCAACCCCCAAGGCAAAGGGGGCUUUAUUCCACCCUGCUGUCCCUGCUCCAGCUCCGGCCAGGCAGAGCAGCCGGCAGCUCUGUGCUCCUUCUUUCCCCAUUGAUAACUCUGCAAAGCAGGAAAAAUUUAACCCUGGAGGGAACACAUGUUCACUUCUAUGCAUGAAGAGGGGAACAUAAACUAAUGUGUAUUGCUAUGUAAAAAGCAAAUAAAAUCUGUUGUAAAAUGCCAUAUGUUUCUGGGCUUCUGUAUUUUAAAGACUGGCUUAAAUGUUUUUCUUAGUAGUAUCUGCAGACUGUACCAUACAUUACAUGGCUCCUGUAGGUACCAGUCAAGGAACUGGCUCACAGGGAGUGAGUGGCAGGGCAGUCCUGCUAAAGAUCCCCAUCUGCCAGUCUUCAGAGCGUCCCUCUGGGGCUUGUGGAUAGUUGAGCCUGCAGUAUACAUUUGUACUUCAGCUUUUUUGCUGGCUGCCAGUUAGUGUUAGUAAAAUCUAGGACAUGGAUUAAUGUCUGCUAAGAAGGAACCACCAAGGAAACCCACAGGAAGAGGUAUUGGAUGGCUUUUGGACUCAGUUGUCCAGGAUUGAUUUUGGACCUGUAUUCUAGAAGCUGUGUAACCUCUCUGGACCAUCCAGUCACUGGAAUAGCUCUCUCUUACUUGCCUUCAAAUAGAAAAAGAUAAGGUACAUUAAACAAAUAGUACUGGUGUAAUGUGUGACAUGCGUGCAAAAAUUGACGCUUUGUGUGAAAGCCACCCAACCUGUUCAGCUGGUUUUUGGUAAAUGAGCUAGCCAGUGAGCAUGCCCAGAACUUUAUCUGCUGUGCAUUACUGAGACCUGUUUACAUGGCAUAACUCUGCCAUUGGUGUGCCUUUCAUCUGGGAGGUAGUGAGUGCACCUUGUAUGUAUUUAACAGGCAUAACUUAACCCAGGGACCAUACUGCUUUCACUGAGAAAAGCUGCACCCUGGACAUUCUGCAUGUGGGGAGUAUCUUUGCUGCAGAGAAAAUGGGACAGAAGGUAUCACUGGAUAACAACCAGAACAAGGCUGACAUUCUAGUUUUAUGUGACUUAUUCAGCCAAGUUCUUGUCCAUGCAUCUCAAAAGCUGAAAGAUUAUCUUGUUGAAGAUCCUCAGAGCAAACUCCACCCAGCUACAAAUACAUUCGAUGAGAUCUUUUUGAUAAACCUCAUCAGCUUCUGUGUUGAAAAAGGAGUCAUCACAACCAGCAAAAUGACCAAGCAGCAGUUCUGGCUCUUUGGGGUUGACUGGAUCUGGACACUAAGAGCUGACAAGCAAAUCAAGCUUCAGAUUGCUGUUCAGUCUUUGCAGGUGGUAGAACUCCUUCACAAUAAAGACACCAUGUUAGCAGACAAGCUCUUUUCAAACCUGCUUUUGUUUUUAAAGCUGGAAAAAUUCUGCUUGCUGGUGGGACAAGACUGUCUGGGCCUCUUUAUAGCAUUUGGUAUGCCUGGGAAGCCAAAAGAUGUUAGAGGAGUCAUGCUAGACAGCGUCAACAGGGAGAAGCAGAACCAGCACCUCUCAGGCACAAAAGCUUUGAGACAGUGUUUGAGCACAGAGAGAUUCCUUGCUACAAAAGAAAUGCUAGAAAACUGCCUCGGUAAUAGAAAUGGGCUGAGGCAGGUAGACAAGGUUUACGUUAACUUUUCAAAUUGUAAAUAGCUAAUAGUAGAAAAGUUGGGACCCAGUUCUCAAAAAAAAAUAUCCAGGACUACAUGCACAGUUCAGUGCAGCUGUUUAGACUGAGCACUUGAUUUUAUAGGAACCGAGUCUCUCCUAUUUUUUAAAUCUAAAAAGUUUAAUAAAGAGGGACUGAAUUUUAAGAACAUUUUGUUCUCUGGGUAGUAAUCCUUUUCUAAAAUAUUCAACUGGACAAAAAGCUUAUCACCCAAACCUUUGAGAAGAUUUGUAAAAGAGUUUGUCUUUGUUUAGAGUGGGCAUAAAGACUGUAGAUGGUUCUUAACUUGAACACUUGACCUUAUAAAGAUGUGCUCUCAUUCCAACUAAUAAUACAAGGCACCAAUAGCAGGAUUUUAUAAUUCUGGACUGUAAAUUCCAGAUUCUUGAGUAAUUGUAGGGAUCUGUCCUAGCAAGGAACAAGACCAGACUGUAGCUAAGAUCUUUCUCAUUUAUAACUCUUGAAGUUAUUUUUUUUUUUAUACGUGUUAAGGUUUAAGAGGAAGAAAGAAGCCCCAGCUGAUACUGGAUUCCCAUUUUACAGUGUAUAGCAAAAGUGCUUGUCCCUACCCAAAACCUAGGUGAGUUUUCCUUUGACUUCACCGGAGCCAAAAUUGCACCUUAGGUCUUGUGGUUGAACUUAAAUCCCUUAUGCUAUAUGCUUUCUCUCUCUUUAAGAACAAGGGCUGCUUCCUGAUGUUAAAAAAAAGCAGCAGCAAAACACAGCACUUUACUGUAAGCUCAAUGCGUUGUCAGAACAAUUCAGAAUGUUAAAAAAUGUAUAAUGAAAAAACUUAAGAGUAUUGUAUGUUUUACUCAAUAAAAGGAUUCUAUGGAAUGUUACAUGUCAUAAGUAGAUACAGUUCUCUUAGGUUAGCUAGGCCAAUAUACUGUUACAUUAUGGAGAAGUGUGCGGUUUUAUAGAAGACUUUAACAUGUUUCAGUGUAGAAGUCAUUAGUAAAUGUAGCAAAAAAGCACUUACUUUAAUUUUUAGGCUUAACUCUUCCUAGUGGAAUAUAUGGCUGAAUUGCACCUUUAAAAAUAAGAUCCACUGAAGCCAAAUGUAUAGAGUGCAUUUGAAAUAUCCCAUUCCUUCUAGGGACACUAGAUGGCUGAAGGCCAAUCUCCCAUUUCACAACCUUGAACAUUCUGGAGUUGGGAAUAAAAUGCAGAACUUGAAGACAGAUUCCUUUCAGGUGAGGUAAAAGCAGAGUAGAGAGAGAUGCAGUCAGUCUUCUGUUAUCCAAAUAUUCUGGAAAGCACCUUAAGUGCUUAAGUGCUUUCCAGAAUAAAAACUGUGGUAAUUUCAGAGGGCAAGAAAAGGAUUAGAGUCAGAUAAAUGGAAUCUUUUCUUUUCUUUUUUGCUUCUCACCAGGUAGCAGAUUUUGCAAAGUCACCUGGUGUUAGAAAGUAACAUACACAAGAUCUGUUGAAUAACUCAACUGUAAAAUAUUUUAUUUCUUGCACAAACAUUUUGAAAAAAGCCCAGUAGCUAAAUAUGCAGGAUAAGGAAUACAAAACAGUUUACAAUUGACCAGCUGAAGUUACUCAUCAAAAUUAAGUGUUAAUACAGUUAUGACAAGGUCUUUGGGUAUGUUUUCCCCCACAUGGAUAUGAAUGAAUGAGCACUGUUUAAAUUUUCACUGGUUACUUGUUACAAAGACAGAUUUAAACUUGUAGAGGAAACUAUUGGUAUAUAAUAUACAGUUGUUUGAAAGAACAAAUUUCAGACUACAAGAAGCACAUAAGUCAAGAGGUCCCAGACAGAGGCCUGGCUAAUAAAAUUAAGUUAAUAGAAUUAUUUGUCACAGGUUUAGCUUUUCCUCACUGAAGUCAAACCAGAAAUUAGCCUUAAGUAGAGAAAGCCAAGCUUGUACGUAGGCACAGAGGACAUGGCAAAUUAUCUCAGAUAGUGACUUGCAUCUCUGUACAAUAAAAAUUAGAGAUCACUCGACAACAGAAGCAGCUUUUAACUAGUACUUUGCAGGCUAGUAAAUGCUUCCAGCCUUCAUCAUUUUAUUUAUCAGAACAAGAUCUUAUUACUUAAGUUUGGCCUGCGGAUCACUUUCAGACGUGGGAGUAUCUCUACCUCUUGAAGGUAGAAAAUUUUGGUUAUGAGAUGCAUUAAUAUUAGGUACAAGCUGCUUAACUCUCAGCUACAUCAAACUACUGUCCUUAAGAAGCACUUUUGGAUUCAGAGACAUUUUAAAAUUGCUGUCAGUUUGACUUAAGGUUGAGCUGACAACAGCUUUUCCAGGCAGACUUCUACUUGAGUUUUGCUUGAGCAAAGCAUGUAGGGUGGAGGCCCUGAUUUUUUUUUUACCGUAUAGGUAGGAGUAAUUGUAUACAAGGACAACAGACUAUGUGGUUAAACACAGCACAGUGAAGAACUGCCUUCUGUGCAGUCAUUGCUGAGCACAGCAGCGGAGAAAGGUCAGAAGGGAAGUCCUAGAGAAAAGGGACUAACCUGUCAGAUCUAUAUAGAUAGAUUUCCUGCAGAGGGAACACGCACAACUGUUCUUUUUCCAUAACAGCACCAUCAGCUCUUCUGAGUAAAAAAACAAACAAAC